CGUUGGCACUGGCGUUCGCCUUCGUUUGGGUUGUUGUAUGACACGGCUGAGUUUGGUGUGUCAUUCGGUUCGCUACCUCGCUCGUUGACGGAUGUGAGUGCAUGAGAACGGAGCGGUGUUUAUUGUAGUAGGAAAUCAACAGUAAUCACAAAACAAAUUAACAACGGAAGAGGAGCAAGAAAAAAAUAAAAAACAAUUGUGCGAAAGUGUCGAAUAAGAAAGCAAAAAGUUAUAAAAAAAAAUAUUAUCAAACAAUUUCCAACGGAAAAUCGACAAGUGUUGUUGUAGAACAUUAAGCGCCGCAUAUUACGCAAAUAUUAUUGGAAAUACAUACAUACACAUGUAAAUAAGCUGGAAAGCAUUUACUGUUCAACUGUGCGCAGGUGUUGCAAGUGUGUUUUGUGUGGCAAGUGUCAUUGAAGGCUCAAAACCGCGCAGCUUAUUAGAUAUUAAAUUUAAAAAUCUAAACAAAAAAUAAGCAGUGACAAGGCAUAUGCAAUUAUAUGUAGCGGAGAGUGAUUUUUUCUAAGAUAUAAACUGAAAAUAAAAUAUUAAAAAUAAAAGCAAAAAAAAAUUAAAUUUUUAAACAAAAAUAAGCGCAAAAAAAUUAAAAAAAAAAUAACAAAAAAAUUAAAAGCGCUGCUUGAACUUAAAAAGCUUGAAGAUACAGCUGGUUCUAAAUAACAAAAAUAAAAUUUAAGAAUUUUUUGUGGUGAAAAAAUACAAAAACGGUUGAGUCUAAUUCAAAAUUUUAUUUUGAAAAGGAAAAAAUAAUAAAUUUGAAAAGAAAAAAAGUUAUUUUAAAAAGGAAAAAGAAAAAUUUGAAAAAAAAAUUAAUUUGCAAAACAAACACAUUUAAAUAAAAAAGUUGGAAAAAUUUUAAAAACAAUAAUUUAUUAAAAAAGCAAUAAUUUGUUUAAAAAAAAGUUGAACAAAAAAGCUUAACUUUAAUUAAAAAAACAAAAAUUACAAAAAAAAAUUAAACCCUAAAUUUAAUUAAAAAACAUUAAAAACCAACAAUUCACGGAGCAAAAAUUAAAUUUCAUACAUUACUACAAAAAAGUGUUGAAAAAAUAAUAAAUCACACACAGCACUUCGCAAAAGUGUUGAAACAACUCAAACUCAAGUGUUAUUACACCCCCCGUAACCCCCAAAAACGCAACAGUGUCAACCAACUGACACGCUAAACUGCCGCGGAAGCGUAGAAAAGGCCAAUUAGUACAACAAACAACAAGCAAUUUAGCUUAGACGGCCCAACACCCGCUACCAACGUGCAAACGGCGUGUCAAAGCGCCGCGAAACGCUAAAAAACAGCUUGUCGACGGAUUAAAGCAACAAACAAAAUAUCAUUAUUGUUGUUAGUGUGCUGGUUAGGCAAAUCGUACGCUAAACCCAGGGAUAAAUCGCAGUAUAAACGUCAGAAGUGUAUAAGUGAGUGAUAAAAAUUGGAAAAAAUAAACAGUUAUAAUCCUAAAACACAAAUAAACUGUUAAUUGCAAUAAUAAUUGCAAAAAAAACCAAAUUACAACUACAAAUAAUAGUUGCAACGGUUAAAGAACGAAUUAAGUAAAUAUUAAAAAACACAAACACAAUAUAUGGCCAAUACAAAAACGGCAACAGCGACAGCAAGUGCAACAGCUAUUGGCGGCAGCGAGCAACAAUUCUGUAUGCAAUUAAAUGCUUCAGAAUUAACGGCGAUCAUAAUGAAAGGUUCACCCAAUUCCAACGAUCGCGAUGCUGGCUUCUGCUCCGGCAGUUCUGAGGGCGGCGACGAUCUCGACCGCAUGGAGCAUGCGCGCCUCGAAAGCAGCGGCAGUCCCACCAGCCCCACCGAUGCGACAACAGAGACCUCCGAGGAUUCCGUUGAAGUCAAAGUCACACCAAUUGCGCUGGUGCGCAAUAAACGCAAAAGUUCGGAACCCUCUAAGGUGGUGGACGCAAGCGCGACGUCUGUUGCGGCGGGCGCGCUUGCGCCUGCACUCGCCACGGCGCCACUGAAGAAACGCAUACGUUAUACCUCGACGACAGAUUCUGCAGUGGUGUUGACACCGCCAGCGCUUGCGACACCGCCACCAACGCACGGCAUCUGGGAUCCUAGUCAAGUGUUACCUCAUGAAUUGAUGCCAAAUCCAGCGCAGGUGUUUGUGCGACAUCCGGGUGUCACGACACUGCAUCGCAUACCUGCCACCACCGUCGAAGAGCAAUUGGAGCCGCUAGCGCUAGUUGCGAAGAAACCAACAACCACAAGCAGUGUUAAGGUUGAGUGCGAUCAAGCGCAUGCGUAUGCGCCCAACAAAUGCGCGCCUGCCAGCGAUGAGUCAGCGCCGUCCGUUUAUGUGCCGAAGAAGCAACAGGCAACGGCAAAUAGUCAACUAAAGUUCCAUGUCAACAGCGAGUCCGUACCGCUGGCGUUAACGACGAGCGCGCAUCACUUGAACGCUGCGCGGGACGAGCACGCGCUGCAACAACAGGCUAGCGCUAAUGGCAGCGCACUGCAAUACAAUAAACCCGGCAGCGCAGCGGAUGAGACGCCCAGCGGUAGCGGCGGUAGUAUUGGCAGCGGCAGCGCGCGUCCGCAACAACGUAACUAUAAGAAUAUGACACGCGAAAGACGUAUAGAGGCGAAUGCGCGCGAACGCACGCGCGUGCAUACCAUCUCGGCGGCAUAUGAGACGCUGCGACGUGCUGUGCCCUCCUAUUCGAAUGCGCAGAAAUUGUCAAAGCUUUCGGUAUUGCGCAUCGCUUGUUCCUACAUUUUGACGUUGAGCCGCAUGGCUGGUGAGGAUUACAGCGCUGAUGGUUCUGAGCCAUCGCUGGCCGAUUGCUUCGAUGCGGUCACCGAAACCAUACAGACUGAGGGCAAGAUCAGAAAGAAGAAGGACGAAUAAGCGCUAAGCGGCGAUAAAGUGAAAGCUAGUUAGCAAGCAGGUUUCAAUAGUGCGUUUAGCACAUAAGACUUUAUUUUUAGACUUGCUGAUUUUCCUACUGAGCAAUUAAGUAAAACAAUAAAUAAUAAAAUAAAAAUUAUUGUGACUGAAGCUUUUAAGCACUGACGCUUAAAAGCGUACGAAGCUUUUGCGUGUGCGAAGUGAAAGCUCAACUGUGUGAGCAAGUGUAAUAAAGCUUUAAAAGCGUUGAUAUGGCUUACAAAAAACGAUCAGUUAAUACUAGUAUGGCAUGCGAACGAUGAAAGCUCGCAUGAAAGCUCAAUCGAUUUGAUAUUAACUAAGUAAUAAUUAUUUUGAUAAGUAUGAUUGUAUGAUGUGAUGACGCUUUCGGCAAUGAGAAGUUGUAAAAAACACGAGGUUAAAAUUUUUUGUAAAUUUAUUUGUAUGCCAGAGAGAGCAGAGCAGAGUGAUGUAGGAGAGAGAAAGGGAGAGUGGUUUGUCAAAGAGUAUGAACAUGAUAAAGGUAAAGAAAGGAAAACAGUACAAAAACGUAGCGGUAAACUAAAGUAAGCGAAAGCAGAAAAUAUUGUAUGCGGCAUAACGGUUUUGAGUCUUAGAGCAGAAAACAAAUAGUGAUAAAAGUUAUAAAAAAAAUUUUAAAUUCUUAAAUUUUUUUACAUGUAAAAAAGACUAAUUUGAAUAAAAUCUCCAAUAUUUUUUAAUAAAAAAAGUACCGUUACAAAAGCAUGUCGCUUGCUUUUCAAAAAAAAAAAAAAAAAAAACAAAAAUCGCUCAAUUACCGCCAAGACAAUAAUUAUAAACUAACGGUAAAUAUUCGAAACAAAAAUAAUAAUAAUUUUAAAAUUUUUUACAACAACAAAUGGCAGCUUUUCAUUGCUACAACACACUCGAAUGACAAUAACUAUAUUAUAAAAAUAUUGAUACAAAAAAAACAAAAGAUUUUCAAAACAUUUUCUCAAUAAAGUUUUCAAAAGCUCCUACAUAUGUAUUUAUAAAAUUUCAACUCUACUCUCCAUUUAUUAUAUAACAACAAUGGCUCUUUCGCUCCUGUACAAAUUAAUGUAAUUGUUGCAUGCAACCACACAACACGUAUGUUCACUACUACAUAUACAUACUAUAUAAAUAGAUUUAAAGAUAUUUAUGUCGCUCUAGCUACCCUAAAUCAAGCUAUAUAUAUUAUAUAACUUUUAUGUAUGUACUAUGUAAUGUUAAAUUUAUGAAGAAAAAAAUCCUAUUGCUACUUUUUUGUGAAAAUAAGCUGCAAGUAAUUUUACUCUAAUAAUUAAUAUAUUUAAUAUUUAACUGUAAUCUCAUUGUUUUUAGUCUCUAAGUUGAAGUGCCAUAAAAUGUGUUGAGAGAAGAGAGCAAAACAAAAACCACAAACAGCAAUUACAAGAACUUCAAAAAAUUUUUGCAAACAAAAAAAAAAGAUAGUUGAGAAAAGAACACAACAACAAAACAAAAACAAUGAAAAUAAAGUUCAAGGCUACACUUUAUGGUGUCUACAAAUAUUGAAAAAUCUAAAA
This is a messenger RNA of Bactrocera neohumeralis, 4435 nucleotides long. RefSeq lists its product as uncharacterized. Gene Ontology annotation, molecular function: protein dimerization activity; DNA-binding transcription factor activity. The record is from RefSeq and is a predicted model, not a curated record. NCBI's taxonomy places the organism in Eukaryota, Metazoa, Arthropoda, Insecta, Diptera, Tephritidae. The coding region runs from base 1596 to 2888 and encodes 430 amino acids. The transcript is spliced from 2 exons.